Molecule: messenger RNA, 705 nt
Organism: Acanthosepion pharaonis
Lineage: Eukaryota; Metazoa; Mollusca; Cephalopoda; Sepiida; Sepiidae
Source: the annotation of a GenBank genome assembly
AUGGUAAUAUUUUCUAUCUAUCUAUCUAUCUAUCUAUCUAUCUAUCUAUCUAUCUAUCUAUCUAUCUAUCUAUCUCAGACGUUUUCGCCUUUGUACUUUUCUUUCUUUUUUCUUUUAUCAAACUUUCCUUUUAUUUUUCCUUUUUGCUUUACGUUUUUCUUUUUUUCCUUCUACUUUUAUUUUGUCUACUUUCUUGCAUUCGUCUCUUUCUUUUGUUCUUUCUUGAUUUUCCUUCUUUUUUUCUUCCUUCGAACUUUUCCUUCUUUAUUUUCUUUCCUUUUUAUCUUUUCCUUCUUUUUUCCUUUCUAUGUUUUCUUCAUUCGAACAUUCCCUUUUAUCAUUUCUUUUUCUUUUGUGUUUUUCCUUCCAUUUAGAUUUUCCUUCUUUGCUUCUUCCUUCGAACUUUACCUUCUUUAUUUUCUUUCUUUUCGCUUUCUCCUCGAAUUUUUCUUCCAUUCUAUCCUUUCUCUUUACUCCUUUCUUUUUACAUGUCUUCCUUUAAAUUUUCCUUUCUUAAUUUGCCACUUGCUUUUAUAUUUUCCUUCUUCUUUCGUUUCCUUUUUCUCUUUUUCCUUCUGGCUUUCUUUUUCUUAUUCUUCAUUCCAACGCCCCUUUCGUUCUUUUAUUCAUUUUAGUCUAUUCUUUCUUUCUCCAAAUUUCCCUUCUUUAUUUUAUCACAGAUGUGGCAGCAAGACUCUGGUCUAA